Colletotrichum lupini is the source of this 363-nucleotide messenger RNA. RefSeq names its product heterokaryon incompatibility protein. The record is from RefSeq and is a predicted model, not a curated record. NCBI's taxonomy places the organism in Eukaryota, Fungi, Ascomycota, Sordariomycetes, Glomerellales, Glomerellaceae. The transcript has a single exon. The annotation marks the transcript as partial.
GAGCUUUUAGAAGGCAUUCUUCCAGAGAGCCUACCACAUCUUUAUCGAGAUGCAGCUUGUUUUGUUCGGAAACUUGGUGUACGUUAUCUCUGGAUAGAUGCUCUCUGCAUCAUUCAAACGGGAGAUGGCUUGGCCGACUGGCGACACGAGUCGACCCUGAUGGAUAAGGUGUAUUCUCACGCAUUCUGCAACUUGUCGGCUCUGUCUGGACUGGACAGUUCAAAUUCCCUAUUUACAGGCGGGACGUCGAUUCUUGCCGACCACCACUUAACCACUAAGUCAAAGCACCCACUUUUAGGCACCCCCCCCUUUUGGGCACCCCAACAAAACAUAGCAUCUGUUGGUAUCCCUAUUAUAGGGUAG